UGGUGUCUGUUGAGAGUUGAGAUCACUAAAAGUUUCAAAAUUCGAACUCCUGAAAAAUUUUGUGGCAGGUCGUGUCCUACGUACACUUUCAAAUGAAGCCAAGCAUUUUCCUAUACCAUCAUAUCAAAUUCGAGCUACGUAGCUCAAACAUCCGCGGAAUCUACGCUACUGCCACAAAACUGGAGCACACACACACAGAUAUAUUUAUAAUUAAACGUGCAGCUCUGGGAGCACGUUAUUUUUAGCAAACUCUCACAACUAUAGCCAUUGUAAAAAAAAUAAGUACCACGUAACUUCCAUUCCGCAGAAACCGCCUAUGGCUUGACCCACAAAACCCAAAAACCCCGCACCACCAGAGGAAAAGCAUGGCCACCCCAACAUGGAUCUAGCCGAAGUGGUCGAAGAUCUCAUCUGCACCUUCGACUCCACGGGAGACACCACCAUGGACACUCUCGCCAUGUUCGUCUUCGGAUGGAUCCUGGCCGCCCUCUUCCUCCUCUGGCUGGGCAAGAGCCUCUACGAGAGGCUACAAGCGAAGCCCACCGACCCCGGCAAGCCCCAGCUCGUUGAAGCCCCGGCCAAAACCACCGACAGCGUCGACGCCGUCAAGAAACAAGCGCCGGUCACCUCUAGGGGCUACGUGCCGCCUACGCCUCCUGUCAGGAAGAGGCUGACGAGGCAGAGCCCCGCGCCUGAGGGGCGGGUCAAGAGGUUCGUGCCGGCGCCGCAGGCAACGGGGCCGGAUAAUGUUUGCGUGCUGUGGGUGAACGAUGUGUUCCAGUGGCUGUACAACGAUUUCGUUAUUGUCAACGAGUUGCUGGGGGUGUGGAUUCAGGCGUUGAACGAGCAGACGAAGAAGUCUGUGAGCGAGCAAGGAAUUGGCGUGGAGCUGAUAAGAAUUUUACCAGAAACUAAUCCUCCUCAAUUAUUCAACAUUUUUGCUGAGGCUGAUUCAAAGGACGAUGUGACUAUUACAUGCGACUGCGAAUCGACGCCCGCCUUCCAGUUGAAGAGCUUCCGGCAACGCGGCGACAAGGUCGAAACGUCACACUACCGCGUCGACGUCAACCGGUUUCGUGCGCGACUCAACGUCUUCUGCGUUUCGGAAAAAUUGCAAGCUAGUGUCAAAUGCGACGGUUGGCCGGAAAUCAAGAUAGCUUUGGCACCGGUCGGGCCGAUCAAAAACAACUUGGACGAGACGCAGUUGCAGGAAGUCAUCAGUGAAAUUGUGAUGACUGCCAUAAGAAAUACACAAGUGGACCUGAAUUUAGCACAGUAUCCCACCUGUCCUAGGCUGAUACGCCAUGUUGCAACCCCUGGUCAGAUUCUUCCUGUCCACUAUGACAGCAUGUCAAAUGCUUAUACUUCGACUCCGAACCACCUGGGAGGUAACAUGGUUCACCCUGGAGAAAAACGACUUUUAGUGAAGGUGGUUCGAGCCGCAAAAUUAGGUGCCACUCAAGGCUGUACAGAGCCAUUUUGUAUAGUGGAAAUGGACGAACCACCACAGAAAAACCAGACUUCCGUACAGAAAAAUACCGACUCACCAUUUUGGGACGAACAUUUCUUAUUUGACUUAUCCCCGACCACGGCAGAACUUCUGUUCGAGAUCUAUGACCACGCUGUAAAACCGCACAGAUUCCUCGGUUUGGGUAUAGUGGGAGUCGAGGAACUCCUCAUAAAUCCGUCUCAGAGGCAGAUCAUCACCUUGCAAAGCCGACCUUACGAAAGUGAUCCUGUAUCAGGAACAUUAACUGUCGAGUUUCUUUUCAUCGAAGGUGCUGAUAUACCGAAUUUGGGCGGUACCCAGCCUUAUAAAAUAAAAGAGACUAUAAGGACCCCUUCACCCAGUAGAAAUAAGUUUUCCCCAACUAAUUCACCGACGUUCCAUAACGAUAACCACAUGAAUGGUGAUCAUUCGGCUGAUGCGGCAGCAAUAAGAAACUUAGAUAGGAAUAGGCAACUUUCUAAUAUGAAUAAAAGCACCCUGGUGAUACACAGUGUACAAAGGCAACCCUCUCAAAGGCUAGUGAAGGUUCAACUCAACAACGGUAACUGGAAGGAGAUCGAGAGAAUAGAGAUGAACGUAGAGGAGACUGAACCGGAGAUGACGUCAUCGAUGGAACACGAUGAUAAUAAAACAAAUGGUGAUAUUACAACUGCUGAAGCCAACGGCGCUGCCAAUGGGAAUAGUAAAAAUCUACCAAAAGAGGUUGACACUAUUCAGCCCGUCGAUUUUUCCACAACGAAGCCCCAACCGUCCACGGAAAACGACUACAGAGGCAGGCCGAGGAAACGCAGAGACUUCUUCGGAACGAUAAAGAGGAGAUUGGGCAAGUCCAAGAACAGAUCGAAAUCCGCUGGACCGGAAAACGAUAUGGGACGAGACGAUUCCCUGAACAGAUCCGUUUCGGCUGAUAGAGGACGACAUGACGAAAGCUAUCGCCUCAACGUGCCUGGCCAACGUUCGAUGGAAGAGACCUCGCGCAGAUCCAGCCUGUCCGAAGCCUCCGGCCUGAGUAGUGCCUCCACCAGAACCUACAUCAACGAGGCCAGCACCUUGGUGCUCGAGACGCUCGAGAACGGCGUCAAGAAGCACUACCUGGUGCCCCUGUCCUUGGCCCAAAAGUCCAAAUGGCGGAAGAAAGGGACUAAGUUGCAUAUUUUCAACGAUCACACGUUCGUCGCCAAACAUUUGCAAGGUGGCACUAUCUGUCAAGUUUGUGGCAAGAGUAUAGCAAGGAGAUUCGGAAAACAAGGUUACGAGUGCAGAGACUGUCUGAUAAAGUGUCACAAACACUGUCACGUGAAAGUUAACGAUAGUUGCCCAACAUCUACCAUCCACAAUGUUGAAUUGUCCUACAUCACAAAUCCAUUGAACAACAAGAAUCUUUCGCUGCUUUAAUUACCUACUCUUCAAUUGUACCAAAGGAAAGGGUAGAAUUAACUUUACUAUAUGAAAUUGAGCACAAGUUUAUCUUUCAGCUUUACAUGAAUCACAUAAUAUAUCUGUGUUAUUUUUGAAAAUGUAUGGUUCAGAUAGAUAU
Molecule: messenger RNA, 3047 nt
Organism: Phaedon cochleariae (mustard beetle)
Lineage: Eukaryota; Metazoa; Arthropoda; Insecta; Coleoptera; Chrysomelidae
Source: the annotation of a GenBank genome assembly